Symbiodinium sp. CCMP2592 is the source of this 1428-nucleotide messenger RNA. The record is from the annotation of a GenBank genome assembly. Lineage: Eukaryota; Dinophyceae; Suessiales; Symbiodiniaceae.
AUGGGGAAGCGAAAGUUGCUGCCGGACCCCAUUGCCCAUGCCAUCGCAUGGGCAAGAAGCCUUUCCCCGUUCGCUCACACCUUGCUGCGAAAGUGGGCAUGGGGCAAAUUAAGUGCCCCGGAUCUACAGGAGCUCGCUGUUGCUGCCGAGCAAUCAGGCUUGCAAGACGAAACAACGGAGGAGCUUGCUGCUUUGGGGGCCAGGGGACGAGCAAGCCAGAAUGUCCAGAGAGACCUCGUUAGAAAGGUUCAAACGGGUUUGGUUCCCAGCAGCACAGCUGUGACCAUUCCACGCUUGGACCCAAAGAGCAAGGCAGACGACAUCGGGCAAGUUCCCGUCAAGCUCCCUUCGCAGUGGAUGCAGCUUCUGGAAGCCUUUGAUAUUCCAGUCCAUUUUCGGUACCCCGGAGAACAUCAAGAGUUUCUGGAGCCUCGAUUGCAAAAUCAUCCAAUGUUCCGCAAGAACUGGAAGGAAAAAUGCAUCUCUUUGCUUUUCCACAGCGAUGGAGCAGCUUUCCAAAACAACGACUCCCUGGUGACAUGCUCCUUCCGUGGAUUGCUGUCUAGCCAAGCCGGGACCUGGAUUGUCUGGAGCUUGGAGGCCUUGUUUCAUAACAGGUGGCCUUCUGAAGAUCCUGAAGGCAAGAGCCUACAGGCUCACCCUGCCCUUGAAUCUCUUGCGGGCAAGCCGAUUCUCAAGGACGGUUUUUUUGCCAUCCUUUAUGGCUACAUGGGUGACAUGGAGGAAUUUCAGAACAACCUGGCGCACAUCAUUGGCAACGUCUUCUAUGCUUUCCUGCUGAUAGGAAACAGACAGAGGCAGUUUCGAAGAUUGUGGAACUUCAUCCAGAGUCACCAGCGAGAGAGCGAUCACGGCAAGCCCCUCUCCAGUUUCGCCAUGACCAAUUUGACGAACCCGAAGGCCUUGAGCACGACCUACCCUUGUCUGCAGCAUGUGAAGGCUGCACAGGUGAGAUGUUUAGUGCCUGUGGCACGCCUGCUCGUGGAACAGCUCUUCGGGGACUCCGAGCAGGAUCGCCACAUGAAGGCCGUCAUGAAAUUCCUCGACCAGUUUUACGACUUUCUUUACACUGCUGCCAUCAUUCCAAGCGGCUCCGAAGGCAUGAAAGCCUUCACUUCCUUGAACCGUGCUUUGCAGAGCUACCAGUGGUUGGCUGCCCAAGCUGUUGCUGAUGGCAAGUGCUUAUGGUCCAUGGUCCCUAAACAUCAUUAUAGUGCUGAGCUGGCCGGGCAAGCUCGUUUCCUCAACCCUCGAUUUGUUUGGUGUUAUGGGAGUGAAGACUAUGUGGGAACCAUUGCAGAUCUUGGUAGCACCUGCUUGCGAGGGUCGCCUACCUUCCACAUGCCCUUUGGAAUGGCGGAGAAGCUAGAAGUUGCGAUGACCUUGGAUCUGGCUUUGCGAGUUUGA